This is a messenger RNA of Chaetomium globosum CBS 148.51, 933 nucleotides long. RefSeq lists its product as uncharacterized. The transcript has a single exon. Bases 1 to 933 code for a protein of 310 amino acids. The record is from RefSeq and is a predicted model, not a curated record. NCBI's taxonomy places the organism in Eukaryota, Fungi, Ascomycota, Sordariomycetes, Sordariales, Chaetomiaceae.
AUGAGCCAAGUGCUUGCCAUCAUCGGUGCCACGGGCCAACAAGGAGGCUCCGUGGCCAACUUUGUCCUCUCAGACCCGGUGCUGUCGAGCCGCUACAAGGUCCGCGCCAUCACGCGCGACACGACCAAACCAGCAGCCGAUGCCCUCCGUGCCAAGGGCGCCGAAGUAGUCAGCGCCGACCUCGACAAUCCAGCAUCGCUAAAGGCCGCUUUCACCGGCGCCAACACCGUCUUCGCCGCCACCAAGACCAUCUACGACGAGCAAGCCAAAGAGCGCGAGCUGCGCCAGAGCAAGGACCUAGCCGACGCCGCCGUGGCCGCCGGCGCCCAGUACAUCAUCUACAGCACGCAAGUGCACUGCGAGACCGUCUCAGGAGGAAAAUACCCCGUAGCGGCAUACGACUCCAAGGCCGAGGCCGAGGCCUACAUCCGGGGCCUCCCCAUCAAGAGCGCCUUCUACGCGCCGGCGACCUUCAUGCAGAACCUGGCGGGCAUGAUGGCGGCGCGGGCCGUGCCCGAACAGCCGGGGGUGUACGCCAUCACCAACAUCUUCGCCGGCGACCGGCCGUACCCGUGGCUCGACGUCGUGGCCGACACGGGCAAAUUUGUCGGCGUGAUCCUCGCCGACCCCGACAAGUACGCCGGCCGGACCCUCUAUGCCGGCAGCGCCUGGGCGACCAUGGACGAUAUUGCGGCCAGGAUCUCGGCGCAGACGGGGAAGACGGUCCAGUACCUGCUGAUGCCUGAGGAGAAAUUCCGCGGCUUUCUACCGCCCGCGGCUCAGGAUGCGAUUGUCAACAUGUUCUUGUUCUGCUCUGAGUGUGGCUACUACGGUUCGGAGUCGGAACGGCUGCUAAACGAGAGUAUCGCGGAGGUCCCGUACAAGUUGACCACCCUGGAGGAGUACAUCGCGGCGACGGUGAAGUUGCCAUGA